This is a messenger RNA of Lethenteron reissneri (Far Eastern brook lamprey), 9200 nucleotides long. Its product is annotated as plasminogen-like. Gene Ontology annotation, molecular function: serine-type endopeptidase activity; signaling receptor binding. NCBI's taxonomy places the organism in Eukaryota, Metazoa, Chordata, Hyperoartia, Petromyzontiformes, Petromyzontidae. Gene Ontology annotation, biological process: proteolysis. The record is from RefSeq and is a predicted model, not a curated record.
UUCCACACACACACACACAUCUCUUACACGUGUGAUAUCACACACAGUCGCUCACUCGUCUGUCUGACCGAGUAAAAGGUGGCUCUUGCUGAGACAUCGGACGCUACGUGGAACCAUGAAACUUCUGGCGUUACUUCUCUUAGCUGAAUUUUGCUCUGUCAGCACACAGACCGUGCAGUGGGUGGACCACUGCUACACCGGCUCUGGGACCGGAUACCGGGGACUCCAGACGUUGACUGCAUCGGGCCACCAGUGCCAGACCUGGGCCAGCAAAACCCCGCACCUGCACGCGUACACACCAGAAGGAUUUCCGGAGGCUGGUCUGGAGAACAAUUACUGCAGGAAUCCGGACUCGGACCCCAAUGGACCCUGGUGCAUCACUCAGGAUCCCAACGUCUUGUGGGAGUACUGCGCCUUGCAGCGCUGCGCAUCUGACGUUCUCCAGCGCUACGGUGAGCUGCACACGCCCAACUACCCACUGGGCCACUACCCGAGCAGCACCACCCUGCAAUGGACGCUGCGGAGCGAGGGGCCGCGCAUUCAGAUCACCUUCCUGGACUUCGACCUGGAGGCCGACGGCAACUGCGUCUACGACAGCCUCAAGGUGUACGAUGGACCCGACGCGUCGUCCCCGCUGCUGCUGAGCGCGUGCGGCGGCGAGCGACUGGGCGACGUCGUCUCCUCGGGCGCCGCUCUGCACGUGGCGUUCACCUCGGACGCGACGGUGGAGUCGCGCGGCUUCUGGCUGUCGUUCGUCACCGUGGUGGACGACACCCUGCCCAGCACGGCGUUGUACGGCCAGGACUGCGUGUUCGGCUCGCGCGGCUACCGUGGAACGCAGGGCGUCACGAGCGGCGGCAAGACGUGCCAGGCAUGGGCCUCGCAGAGCCCCCACCUGCACCAGUUCGUGCCCGCGAACUACACCGAAGCCGACCUGAGCCUCGGCUACUGCCGCAACCCGGACGGGGAUCUCGCGGGGCCCUGGUGCUACACGACGGACAGCGCCACCCGCUGGCAAUACUGCGGAAUAACUCACUGCAAAACGUGUGGGCGCUCGUACUACAAGCCGGUGUUCGCGAGCACGGGCCUGGGGCGGAUUGUCGGCGGAGAAUUCUCGCAUCCCAACUCCUGGCCCUGGAUGGCUUCUCUGCGCCCGGGCAAAAAUUACAGGUCAGGAAUUUGCGGAGCGUCGCUCAUCCACCCACGGUGGAUUCUCACGGCGGCGCACUGCAUUCGGAAGAACGCCGACGGCAGCCUGCCCGACUUCCACGCCGUGCUCGGCCUCGCCGACGCGGAGGCGGCGUUCGGGGACAGCGUCGACGAGCAGUGGCUGCAGGUCGAGCGGCUACACGUGCACGAGCAGUACGGCCUCGGCGAGGGCUUCGUGCCCAACGACUUGGCGCUUUUGCGCACCAGGGAGCCGGCGAGGCUCGACGACAAGGUCAAUCUGAUUUGCCUCCCAUCCCGUGGAGAGCGUCUCCCAGACGACUACACCAUGAUCUUGACAGGCUACGGCAUGGACAGUGCGACGGGCGUGCCUCCUGCCCUGAAGCAGGCGCGGAUGAAGCACAUCUCGCUGGAUCGCUGCCUCGGCUUGCUCGGCUCAAACGUCCGCGCCAGCGGGGGACACAUCUGCGCCGGCUACGUGGAGGGGGGAGCAGACGCGUGCAACGGUGACUCGGGGGGACCUCUGGUGGCGCCCCGUGGCGACAAGUGGGCCCUCUUCGGCCUGGUGAGCUGGGGCAUGGCGUGCGGCACGGCUCCGGGCGUCUACACCGAGAUCUCGCACUACACCGACUGGAUUCGAGAGAAGAUGGGCAGCGACUGGAACGACGCUGUCCUCUGCAACCCUUGGCUCGGCCUCUGAGCAGGCUGGGCCAGACGGGACGGCGCCAUACAGGAUGAUCACUCCGCAACGACAUCAAUAAUCUCUCAUCGUGGAUGGAAGCAAUACAGCUGUGUGGUGUCCAGGCCACGGAAUUUGUUCCGUCACACUCUUUGUGCCGUGUCAUGUCGCGCUAAAUGAGCAAUUGGUAAUGGUUUCGUUCAGUGUGCUGGCUCUUGUGCAGGCCUGCCCGUGUCUGAUCAGUGGCUGUUAUGCAAAAGUGACCAAAAUACGUUAAGAGUUACCUGCUGUGCGGUGAGUCUGCGCUGAUGCUUUGUCAAAGUUGGCUGGCUUAACCCUGAAGCAAUAACGGACGUUUUUUCGUAGCCUCUAGAUUUGUCUAUUGAGAUGUGCAUUACCACAAACUGCAUUAUCUGCAAUUGUAGCUAUUCCGUGCGUUGUUUUUGGAUUGGUACAAUGUCCGACGUUUUCGUUAAUUCGGGAACUGCAUUAAUUUCCUAAAUUUAUUCCUGAAUUCAUAAGCUCCCAGCAUGUGGAGCGAAAACGUCAAACCUCGUGCUGAACACACAUGGUGCCAUCUGAAAAACACAUAUGAGAGCUAAAACUGCGAAAAUGUACACAGUUGUAUGUGCAAUUGUUGACAACUUGCAAAGCCAAACUUAUCGUAAUCGUCCUUUCUAUUUCAAAACAAUCGCCCACAUUAAUUAUCAAAGCUUCAACUGUGCUUCAAGUUAGAUAUAUAAUGAGUUUUUUUUUAUAAUGGGGUGAUUAAGGCUUUUAAAGAAACCAUUUAUCUCUCAACAGCAGCUACAGGGCAUGUCCUUCCAGUGCAUGGAGGCAUUGAACCAUGCUGUGUUUAGUGAGCUUACUGUUGCAUGUUCAACAUUUGAGGAGGAUGAGAUAGGGCUUUUCAGAGGGGUACACCCAAAAGUCCAACUUACAUCCAGGACAUCAUGUACGAGAACAUUUGGAGCAAAAAUAACGAGACGCGUUUGGAGCCUUUCAGUACAUGCCCUUCUGUCGUAAAACAAAUAACAACUGUUAAAAACUACGACACCGUUCAUUAAAAUAUCAGCUUGAGAAAGAAAAUCGGUCAAAUAUUUAGGAACCUGUCGCAAAUGGACACCUAAUGGUACAACAUUAAAACAUCCGGAAUUAUGGAAUUAAAUCAUAAUGAUGAAUUUUGCAGUGUUUUUUUCUCCCGUGCAUGCUUUGUCACACAGGCACACCGAUAUCACCGAUCGCGUGAGGCAUGCAAAUCUUUAAAUACACGGUAUCAGUGGCAUACAUCACAGUUUAGAAAAUGGGCCUUGCAGCUAUUUCUGCUCAUUAAAUGAAACCCUCAUCAAAUUAGACGCGAAACAAAAUAACGCGACAAAGAAAAUGCAACCCUUAUCGAAAUCUUGCGGGACACAGCGUGACGGGAUGUGUGUUUUAAAAUGUGCAUUUUCCUGGAUCGCUGCCCAUUUUUUUCAAAGCCUGUGGAUCUCGCUCAUUAAAAUUUAAAUUCCUCAUCCUUGCAACAAAAAAAAGAAAAAGCGGUCUGGUCCCUAUAGCUGUUUGUUUGAAGGCUUGUGCUUGGCAGCAUCCUUGGGAUUUUAUGGCGAUGCGUGGUGUUACUGUGAUCAUCAUCAAGAUGCACGGCGCGUCCACAAUUUAAUUUCCGGUGCCUCUUCCUGUACACAUUACAACAUGUGCAAUGCUCGCAAGACAUCCGUUUACAUCUGCUCAAGCGCCCCGCACAUCAAGCCUCUGCAAAAGCAGUCUCAACGCACACGUGACCUUACGUCAAUUAUCAAAUUCAUGAAUGGGAGGGAAGAGCGUUGCUUGGCUCUCCGAUGUGUCUUCAUCGUGUACCAUGUGUUCGGCACGAUGUCCGAUAUUUCGCGCUGGGAGCUCCUGCAGUUGCCGAGGAAGCUCCGCCGUGCUGGGGGGACUGAAGCAGAACUGCAGAAACCUACGUAGCAGAAAAGUGUUGUUGCACUGUUCUUACAUACUUGACGUGUCUUUCUGCGGUAGCCCAGUGAACCCACUCCAAGAUGUCUACGAGUUGUCAUGCAUAGACGCCUGAGCUUGAAACCCCACGAAAAAACAGAUCUGUGAACCAAAAAAAUGAAGAAUCGCCCUGCUACAGAAACUUGAAAUAAUGGCCGAGCAUGCCUUAGUUCAGGAGGUCCCCAACCCCCGGGCCGUGGACCGGUAUCGGUCCAUGGGCCUGUUAGGAACCGGUCCGCACAGCAGCAGGAGGUGAGAGCGGUGAGUCCGCGAGUGGGCCGCCCCAAUUAUUUUAUUAUUUACCACCUCCGUCCGCGCCUCUUUCCCGCACUGCGCACUUGUCACAGUUUUGGUGAGCCCACAAGCUGCUAACCCCCUGGGCAAAAUGAGUAAAAAACAAACGUCGCUGGAGAGCUUCUUUGAAAAGGGGGAAAGACCCAAUGAUUAACCCCCCCCCCCCGGUCCGUGCCAGAAAGGUUGGGGACCGCUGCCUGAGUUGAUGUGCUCCAACCCGCCACCUUAUCACUGAUUUGCUCAGUGGCGGAGUAUUGCACUCCAUUCUGGUCUGGGAGCUCGUACAACAUACUGUUACAUGCACAAUGAAAUGAAUCAAUGCCCGCAUGACGUGAAUGCUGAAACCUACAGCAAUCCCUUGGCUCCUGGGUCUGGCAUGACAACUGCAAGGGAGUUUACAGGUUUUCUUGCCAAAGACAACCUUCUCAUGAACCAAUAUCUCAGCAAUGUACCUCGCCACCGACUCAAGUCCAGAUCCGUCUCCUGGGAUCGCGCUGUUAACAAUCUUAUAACCUCACCCAGAUAUGAACAGAGUGGAACAAUGCAGACGUACAGAAUAAACACCUCAAUCGAGACCCGGACACCGCAGCUCCUGUCCUUGACAUUCAUCGAAGACACUGAUGACGUAACCAAUCAAACGCAUUAAAUAUCAACAGGCCAAUGCGCACGUCUCCUUCAUGAAUCAAAAAGGAAAGACAAGCCACAGUGGGAAUGUGGCCAUGCAAUCCAAAAACGUAAAACUAAAUUUCGUAAAUUGGAAUCGCUUUUCCCCAUUAAAUUACAGUCAUCACAACUUUACUCCGAACAUUAACAUUUAUAACUAUAUCACUUUUCACAGUACAGAAAUAAUAAUAAUAAUACAGAACAUAAAUAUUAAAACGAUUGACUAAUAAUAAAUUUAAAACAAAAUUACACUUUUUUGAAGGAAUCCACUAAACAAUCUGCUGCAUUAAUUCUAGAUUUGAAGCUUUCGUGAUUGCAAGGAUUCAUACUCUUUGUUUUUUUCGGUAAAGAUCUGCUGCAUGUUGGAAUGACUGGACAGGUGACGUGGGAGGCGUCACUGUUGCACUGUAUGGACACCGUGACGCUGUCGCGGAUGGUAACGCGAAUUCUGCUAAAACCAAAUCUUCGUUAAUCGAGGGAUACCUUCAGCCUACGCUGUCAACGGAGGAGUCGCAAACUACACUUUCUGCUAAAGCCCUCUCGUCAUGGCUAGCAGACCUCGACAUUGCUAUUUAGCUCUUGAACAUAUUGUCAUAGGCAAGAAUCGAAAAGAGCUUUUUUUACGUAUAUAUAUUGAUCUUCUUUCGCACCGUACGUAGCUAACCGUGCUUAUCGGAGGUGCGGAUGAAAGACAACAAACUAAACACAAAAAGCAGUUCCAAAGAAGUGAGUUUGCAGUCUAUAUCUGAAAGUGCUGAGCUCCUGUGGCUUCCUAAUAUCAGAAGGAAGAGCGUUCCAUGCGGUCGCAGAAGCGCAUCUGAAAGCGCGUGAUGCGGUGACCGUCGAUGGCCAGCCAAAUCAGCUGCGAGAAUGACCGGAGUUCGCAUGAUGGUCUAUGCUCCUUGACGAUAAGCUCUUCUGGUCCAACACCAAUGGAGACUAGGCUCUAAGAAAAGCUGUCUCGGGUGUGGACCAAUCAACUUCAAGGACAGUGCAUAUCAUUAUCAGAGUUGUUUAUUUUUGUUUGCAUUUUGACUGCUUGUGCUGUGGUUAUUGAAAACAUGAUGCCUUGUAUGAAGGUGUCAGUUUUGUACCAGUUUAAAGGGUAAAAACCUACUAAUAUAUUUUGCCACUGGUAAAGGAGGUCUCAUAGUGUAAAUGCUUAACCCGAGCUCUCAAAACUCUGAUAGUGCGCUGUUUUUGAGUUGUACGCCUUUUGGCGUCUUCUGGUCCAACACCAAUGGAGACUAGGCUCUAAGAAAAGCUGUCUCGGGUGUGGACCAAUCAACUUCAAGGACAGUGCAUAUCAUUAUCAGAGUUGUUGAUUUUUGUUUGUAUUUUGAUGCUUGUGUUGUGAUUAUUGCAAACAUGAUGCCUUGUAUAAAGGUGUCAGUUUUGUACCAGUUUAAAGGGUAAAAACCUAUUACUACGAUACGUUCCCUGUCUGCCUUCACCUACCUGCACACCGCCCAGUGUUUUGAAGUACGGUCGAACAACCGCCAUGACCCACACGGCGCGGUGGAGGCUUUCAUCCAGCAGUGGAUUGACAAAAGGGCCAUGCAUGUGCGCGUGAGAGUUAAACGCGACAAUGUCUCGUCUGGGUCAAGUCUUUUUUCUUGGAUGAGGGAUGUCACAUUUGUCACAACAACAAUUAUGUUAUUUGUCAUAUGAAAGAAUGUAUCUGACAUUUGUGCGCUCUGAUGCAAUUGACAAUGGCCGUACCACGCACCACGCGCUGGCAUCUGAUGCCACUGUGUUUAUUUCAAAUAACAAUGAAAAAAGACCGCUAUAAUAACCUGAUUUGUUUGGGUACAAAUCAGCGCACAAACACGGCCUAAUUGUUCUCUGCGAAGUGGGGCCAUUGCUCGAUACAUCCAUUAGAUUUUUGUUAUAUAAUUUUUUAAGGCCACAGUGUUAUUGAUAAAUGUGUUGAAUGUCGUCAUUGUUUAUUAUUCUGUACCUUGCCAACAAUGUUUUCCAAUUCGAAAAUGCCAUUGAAAAUGAGUCCAAUGUUUGGCGAGCAGUUUUCAGGCCAAAAAAGAAAGUUGACCGCAAUGGAAAUAGCGUCGUUUAAACCAACCGCUCAUAUAAAUGUAGAAAAGUACAAUGCAUUCAUAAGGUAAGGGGCAGGAGGUAGUGGAGGUAAUCAAAACACCUGUUUUGAUUACGUCCACCCCUUCUCCGUCGUCGUGAAAUAUUAACGCCCGCAUCUUUUUUCAUUCUCCCGAGUUUCCCCAUUAUAUUUGAUUUGAAAGUUUGGAGUGGGGCUGAGUGGGAGGCUGUAAGGAAGGUUGCUCUCAUGAAACACAUAAAAAAUAUAUGACGGGGCUCAUGAAAAAUAAAUAAACAAAAUAUAUUAGGCGCUAUCGUGGGUGGAAUGUGGACACUGGCUUAAUAGACAAGGGUCGGUGAUGGUCUUGCUGUCUGUGCGCUUUCUGAACCAAUCUUUUAAGUUUUGCAGUAGCAGCAGCAGCAGCAGGAGGAGCGUUCGUUUGAACAAUAAAAAGUCCGGAGCAGUUUUUCGUCUCAUCAGUCGCGUCAGGCACGUUAAACAAAUACUGCAGGGUUUACUGGUGUGUUAUCGGCGAGAACACUCCACGAGUACAAUGCGGCCCGUUCAGAGCAGGACGGGAACACCUUGCAAAAUGUAUCAUGCGCUGUCAUAGAUUGUUGGCAUCCGACAUAAUAAGUAGCCAAUCUGUAUGUGUUUGUCUGGAGAAUUACCCCGGAGACUGCUCCACGCAUUUCAAUGAAUGUGCUGUCAUUUGGAAGCUUUUAUGUGGCUGAAGCAAACGAGGUAAAAAUUAAAGGAACAUAAAUUACCCAUAUACCCGAUCAUUCGGCUAAUUGGCGAAAAGCGGUGCUUAUUCCAUUCUACCAUUUACAAUGGAGAUAUGCGUGAAACGUGUUACGUUUCAAAAUUAUACCACACGUAAGCGUAAAAACUAUAUACUGUACUGUAUAUACAUUUAUUUGUUUGUUAUUUUACCAGAUAAGGCCAACUGAGCUACGUGGAGCUCUUUUGUCAGAAGCGACUUGGCCACAAAUUACGGCUCCACGAAGUGUCUAAUUGUGAGGACAUUUAUAGCGGCCAAAUACAAUAAACGCACGUUUCUAAUUGUGGAGGAAAAAAACCUAAGGACACGCAAAUUCCAAAUAUACAGCAGGCGUCAGGGUCGGAAUCGAACCCACGACCUCCCGCAUACCAGGCGAGGGAGUUAACAUCUCAUAGCCACUAUGACGCCCCUGGUUUUCCGUAACCAGGUUCGCAAACUCACGCCUGCGAAUGCACGCGCCCCCUUCUGCCACAACACGUGGAGACGUCACCGUCGCCCACGUGCACGCUGUGCCACUCUGCCCCCCGUCACAACGCAAAUGUCAAACUGACACUCGCGCGCACUCAUUCGCGCUUGCUUCACGGCCCUACUUUUAAACAUAAUUGCGCUCGUUACCGUGGUAAAAGGUGUUGGGCCCUGCAAUUGCUUGCUCAACGCCGCUGCUGGUGUUCCGAUUGUGAGGAAGUUACUUGGAGCGGUGCACUUUUAAAAUCUCAAUUGUAAACUCAAUUCUUUAAAAACGGAUGUUUGUGUUUAGUUUUCUUGUCCACCCCCGCACCUCCAAUGAGCACGGUUGGUUAGGUACGGUGGGAAAAAAGUUCAACAUACUGUAAAUACCGGCCACUGUGAGUGCGGUGUGCCAACCACCACACCACGGCAGCGUCCCUCACCUAAUGUAUUGUUGUAUAUUUUUUAUUAUUUUGGUGCAACAAUUUGUUUCAAAUUCAUAUAAUUGUGAAUAAACUAAUUUGAAGAAAUGUGUGACUUUUGCACCUCGGCGGGCUUCCCACUGAGUAUUAAAUACACAGAACAGGGUCUGAUGUGACCCAAACGUAAACACAUUCUCCAUAAGCCUGCUUAAGAGUGUACCUUUGUUUAAACAAAUUCUGCUGGCAAACAUCGCUCCAUUCGGGCAACGACAUCACGGACCAGUAAAUGAUUUAAUAGUGACAGAAACAGACUUUGAUAUAUUCCUCAUUAGUAUCCGGCACGGUCAAUCCACUGCUGGAUGAAGGCCGCCACCCUCUCUCCUGUUUCUGCGAUGUAACAAUCCACCUGGCAUCUGGGAAUAAGUUGAUUUCAUUCGCUCCAUCUCAUUCCCUCAUUUGGCUUGCAUUCUGCAAUUAUUCUCUCGUCCAACCAUGCAUCCCCCUUUUAACGCGUCGGCUUUCGCGAGCAAAAUCAUCCAUAGCACAGGUUUUUUUUUGGUUUAGAUCGCGUAAAUAUAUAGCGUCGUUAAACCCGCCACCAUCCCACACAGCCAAUGAAUAAAGUUUGUCGCGGGCCGUGUUUCUGCCCCAAGUGCGCUGAUUUCUUCUCAAGUUAAACGUGACGCCUUUAAACCC